GGCCCGUAUAUAUGUCUGCUAGCGUAAAAGCGGUCACACUUUUCGCUUGUCAUCAGUAGCUCCCAAGACUUCAAACAUGGAUUUAAAAGUGUUGGCUGUAGUCUGCUUGCUCGUGUUCUCUACGUUCUUCCUCGAUGUCAGUGCUCAAAGAGAUGGCCGAAGGAGAUCAGGAAGACGAAAGCCAACGACUGAAGCACCUAAAGAGGCCAUGGAGGAGCCAGAAAGCGAAGCUAGUCCCCAAAAUGUGGAUAUUGCACCUGAACCGUUGGCGAAGCCUACACAUUCUCAACCAGCAGAGUCCUUGGACUCCCUUUCGACUGAGAAGGAAUCAACGAAUCCCACAUCUGGCGGACCGCCUUUCAUCGUCCCAAGAGGUACCAGAAAGCCACGACCCAUGCAGGUGCGUAACAAUGGUGAAGCUAGGCCAAAGCCAACUCUACCGACGUUUUCCAGGAAGAACAACAGGCGGCCAAAACCAGAACGCCAUGAUUUUAAGAAACUGGAGGAGAACACCCCGUCAUCUGUGCCAACCUCAACAACGACGGCCAAGCCCUCCAGAAACUCUUCCAGACGACGAGGUGGUCACUCGUCCCAAUCCGAUAGAAAUUCCAAUUUAAAUCGCGAUUCUCAAGUUCCUGCCCCAUCAUCAUCCUCUGAAGCGGCUCCAAAAAAGAGAUUUGGUGGUGCCACUCGAAAGUCGUCUCGAGGAAGCCGAAGAAGUACAACUGUUCCCAGCGUAGAAUAAACUGAAUUUUUUCAUUCAUUGAAAAACGAAGGAGAUUUUCAAUUCGGAAUUUAACGAACUUUUAUCUAAAGAAUAUACAGUCGAACCUCCAUAUAUCGAACUUCUAUAUAUCGAAAUUUUCUAUUAAUCGAAAUCCCAACAAAUUUAUAUAUUCAUUACAUAGAAAAACUGUUUCUAUAUAUCGAAAAAAUCUCUGUAUAUCGAUUUUUUUUCGAGACAUUCGUAGUUUUUUUUUUCCCACUUAUAGACUGUGUCUCAUGAAAAAUGAAGGUUAGAGGAGAAAAUUAAGUUUACUAAAGGUUGCUACGGAAUUCAUAAUGAAUCUGGGGUUGAAGGGUGUGUAGUUAAGUCGUUGUUCCGUUCUGAAGUUCUUAAAUUCUCUCAAGUUGAUUUUAAAUCUCAACCAGUAACAUUGUAAAAUCAUUUUCAAAUUAUUCCUUUUGUCUGUUGAUUAUCAUUCCUAGUCUUCUUAGCUUCAGUAAAAAUAAUUCAAGUAAAUUGAUUUUUUUACUUUUCUCUCGAUCACAUUGUUAAAACGAAAAUCCCCUCAUGUUGCUAUCAAGUUGAAUUGCCGAAGAAUAUGAAGAUGUAUGUUGGCGUAAAAAUGUAAUUUCUGUUAAUUUUUUAAGCUUUCAUUUAAUCCGAUGCUCGUAUAAAUUAUAAAUAAAGUUUCA
Messenger RNA from Uloborus diversus, 1419 nucleotides. RefSeq names its product translation initiation factor IF-2-like. The record is from RefSeq and is a predicted model, not a curated record. NCBI's taxonomy places the organism in Eukaryota, Metazoa, Arthropoda, Arachnida, Araneae, Uloboridae. The transcript has 2 exons. Bases 77 to 745 code for a protein of 222 amino acids.